Molecule: messenger RNA, 2144 nt
Organism: Thamnophis elegans (Western terrestrial garter snake)
Lineage: Eukaryota; Metazoa; Chordata; Lepidosauria; Squamata; Natricidae
Gene: C1H2orf69
Product: chromosome 1 C2orf69 homolog
Exons: 2
Coding region: 102-1289 (395 amino acids)
Cellular component (GO): mitochondrion
Source: RefSeq, a predicted model, not a curated record
UCGGAGGUGUGAGCAGGCCCGGCCCCGCCGAUUGGUUGGCGCGUUUGUUUGGGGAGGCCUGGCCGGUCGCGCGCGCGCGGGGCCGCAACGGUAGAGCCUCCAUGAGCAGGUGCUGCCUACCUGUGGCCUCGCUCGUGAGGGGACUCCUCGGCUCCGUUUUUCUCUGCCUGACGCGGACUAUGAGCCUCCGUGGGAACCCGGCUGCCUACCUGUCGGGGGCCGCGGGCAGCAGCAGCAGCAGCAGCAGCAGGGCGGGCUCUGACGGAGGCGGCGGCGGCGGAGGGAGCGCCUUCUUCCUGCCCUCGACCUCCUCCUCCUCGCCGCGGCCGAGGCUGCUGCGGCUGCCUGAGGUGCCGGGCGGCGAGCCCUUCAAAGCCAACGACGCGCUGCUGCACUUGCCCCUUCCCGGCCCCGCAGCCGGGCAGGCUCAGCAUCACGUCGUCUACUUCCCGGGGGACGUGCAGAACUAUCAUGAAAUUAUGGCUUGCCAUCCAGAUAACUUCCAGUGGAAACAAUGGUGCUUAGAAAAUGUUGCAAUUAUUCUUGGUCAUCGUUUUCCAGGCAGUUACAUUUGGAUUAUAAAAUGUUCCCGUAUGCAUUUGCACAAGUUCAGCUGCUAUGAUAAUUUUGUGGCAAGCAAUUUAUUUGGAGCACCUGAACACAGUACUGACUUUGGAGCCUUCAGACACCUCCAUGCCCUGCUAGUUAAUGCAUUUAAACUUGCUCAAAAUUUUGUGUCUCAGAAAAGCAUGUGCGACUUCAGCGACAAUACAAAGGCAGUUCCUUGUGAAUUGCCUACUUUUGCAACUAGUAAUGGUUGCCCAGCAGCGGAGAAACACUGUGAACAUGUUAGCAAUUCUGCUAUGAGCUUUAAUGAGCCUUCGGCUAUUGGUAGAGCUUCAUUCACAUUAAUAGGAUUCAGUAAAGGCUGUGUUGUCUUGAACCAAUUACUUCACGAACUGAAAGAAGCAAAAAAGGACAAGGAUAUAGAUGCUUUUAUACAAAACAUAAAAGCUAUGUACUGGUUGGAUGGCGGUCAUUCUGGAGGAAGUAAUACUUGGGUAACAUACCCUCACGUGCUGAGAGUCUUUUCACAGACUGGAAUAUCGGUUAAUGCUCAUGUCACACCAUAUCAGGUAUUUGAUACAAUGAGAACAUGGAUUGGAAAAGAGCACAAGAGAUUUGUACAACUUCUUGAGGAGUUUGGUGCAAAUAUACAUAGCCAACUUCAUUUUGCUGAUGAAGCACCUUCUUUGGACAAUCACUUCAAAGUGCAUGAAGUAUUUUGAUAUCUGCAAAAUAGAUCUUAAACUUCAAGUUUUCUUAACACUUGGAAGAGGAAAUGUUGCAUAUGCUUUCUACUGCUUAUAACCGAAGUCACCAGAAAGUUACAGCUUUUGGAUCUGAACAAGGCAAUAGUAUCCAUGAGGAAAACCAAUUUAAGAGUAAAAAGGGGAAAAAAACAACCUUAAUUCAGAUUAAUGUUAUAGGAAAGGUUUGUGUAAUUGUCUAGAAUUAUAAUGAGCAAAACUUUCAAGCCUAGGUAUAAAAAGAUCAUCUUCAAAUUCUUCUAAUUUGAUGAAAUUGAAGUUUUGUUUUUGAAUAAAAUCCUGUUAUUGAUAUGGGAUAAUUAUUAGAAUAUCAAAGCUAUUCUAAACAUUAUUUAGUACUUUAGCACAAGCAAUGCAGUAAAUUGGUUAUUUUGACAGUAUUUGUCUUCAUUGCAAUAAGUAUACAUUAACCUUGGGAAUAAGGUGAAUAACUACUGUAGUGUUGUGCCACAGAUGCCCUGCAGUUUCUAACCAUUGCAAGCAUCUGCACAUGUAUUUUUUUGUUUUCUUUGCAGGGGGCAGGCAUUGGAGGAGAAUUGAACAACUUUGUGUAUUGUGUGUGUACAAAAAAACGUACACACAUGGUUCAACAUUCCAUAUUAAUGGUGAAGCUUAACUAAGGCUCAAUACAAUCUUGAGCUUUUGUAACUUGAGACUGUUAGAACUUUUGUAACAACUGUUAUAACAACUUUGCUGAAUAUAAAGCCAUGUAAUUAUAUUAAUACUGUACGUUUUUGAAAAAUGAUAGUAGCAUAUAGUUAUUAUUUAUAACGCAGGAAUACCAAGCAGCAUUCUCUAUAAAAUGGCAACUAU